AUGGCUUUUGGGGGGAAUCCUAAAAAUCUCAGAACAUUACAAGAGAGAUACAAUGUUUGUGUGAGAUGUAACCAGUGUAUAAAAAGAGGAAGCAGUGAUAUUUCAUACUCACUUCUCCGGGUCAACCAUAAGUGCUCAGAAAACAUCUUACUGAUCAAGCGUCAAGGUUGCCAAUUAGUUUGGAGGCCAGUUUCAGCCCUGCCAGAUUUUCCCAGACCACAGACGUACAAUACUUGCUGGUACUAUAAUGAAGCACACGGAUGCAGACAGCAUGGAAAUAGAUGUACCUACGCAAGGAGCGAAGAGGAAGCAGCCUUGUGGAACUUCAUGAAAGAUGAAGACUUGACAAUUCCUCAGCUCGUGAACCUGAUCAAGACAAACCCCUGGUCUCCCCCUGAUGGCGACAGAACAACUCUGGAAUGUCUCGCUGCAGUGGAGAGAUUCAUCUCUGUCUUCAAAGGGAGAUUUGUAGAGGUCUGCAAGAGAUGUUUUCACCUUGUUCCUCAGAAGAUAUCCUACAAAUUGCAAAGUGCACAGUGUACUUCUGGGCAUGGCUGGCAACCUCUUCUGGCCUUCUACAAGAAGGACAAGCAGAGUAGAGACAUCUAUACCGAGAUCAGACCACUGCCUAGACAGCAGUCUCAUAUAGCAAACUGCAUGUAUGUGGCCAAAGGUGAGCCGUGUAAACAUGGAGACCAACGUUGUGGUUUUGCCCAUAAUGAGGUAGAGAUGGCGGUGUGGAGGGCAGAGAGCAGGGAAGGCUUGAAUCGACUGGACCUGCUGCAAUCAAAGUCUCAAAACAGAAGACAACCGUUCUAUUGCAAAUUAUGUAAUGGCAAGUUUCCAACAAAUGAGGCCUUCAUGAACCACUGUUUUACGUUGGCGCAUAGGAGACUGAUCUUUGAAGAUUCAUCGUCCCUGUGGACGUACCGUGAUCCACCACCGACAAUCAAAGAUUUGAAAUUGUGUACCAGAUACCUGAUAUGCGAGUAUGGAGACAGUUGCAUGGAGGCGCACAGUCAACAGGAACUGCAGGAAUGGAGACAAAGAAUCAAGACUGCACGGAAAAACUCUAAAAAUGCAGCUGAGCAGGGUCUUCUGUCUUAUCAAGACAUACUUUUGGAGGAAUACAGGCACAGCAAGAGCAAGGAAAUUAUAAUGAACGACACCCUUCCUGAUGUUUCUGUCACUUGUGAGCCGGAUUUAGAUAGUGUCUAUGUCAGACAAAAGGGAAUACGAUAUAUUUGGAUUUUUACCAUCAUUUCUAAGGUGCCUUUAGAAAUUGUUGCUUUACUUAGACAUGAAGUCGGGGCAACAUUCACCCUCAGUAAAGACCCCUAUGUGGAGCAGUCAUAUUCUACUAGUGAUUGGUUUCUAAUUGGUAAUCCCAGCGAUGAUCCAAAAGUGUACGAAAUACCAGUGUCCUUCACAUCUGACCAACCAGGACAUUAUGAACAAUGGGUGGUGUUUGACUUCAAUACAAGACCCGUACUGCAACAAAAAAUCAAGGUCAGAGUUGGAGAGGAAGAGCAAGAUGCACAUGAGAGUAAGAGAACAUCAGUCAUUACUCCAGCAUCUGAGGUUCAACAAGAAACACAAAGUGAGUCAGUGACUGACAGGAAUCCUGAGGCUUGGAAUGUGGAAAAUGUGGAAAUCAUCCCUUUUGGUGAAAUGGAAGAGGCAGAGAGGGAGUUGCUAAAUAAAUACAAGCUUGUUAUGAAACAUCAGGUGAACUUCCAGACUCAUGCUGUUUCCUCAAUUGAUCAUGGUAAUUACAAAGACAGCAUGCACACGUUUCUGUAUCAGGAGGAAAAGGUAGAAGCUGAACUACUUGCAAGGCUGAAUUUACGAGGUUCUGUGCAGUUGAAAAAUAACCUGUCUGAUGCCUGGUUUGGACUCAAAUUUGCUUAUCAAGGAGAACUAUUUGCUCUUGUGCCUCUUUCUCAUCCACUCACUCCUAAUACUCCUCAAGGUUACAUAUUGAAAAGGCAUGUUAGCAAAGCUCUUGUGCAUUUGGUGGAAAAUGAUAAUUGUUUUGGUCUUCUUUAUGAGGCUGAAUUUUUAAAAGACACUUCUACUGAGACACAAUUACAUUUGAAGCUCUCCGAACGUUGCUGCACUGAUCUUCAUCUGCAAAACGGGCAGCAAUGUGAGAUGGAGAUCCAGUUUCAACUAAAUCGCCAAAGGUUCUGCGAGAUGCACAAGGCUGUUGAUGAUCUCCCGCACUUUGACAAGGUUUUGCCUGAUCUGAGAAACAGCAGCAUCCCUAUUUCUUGCCAGUCAGAUACAGGGGAUUUAAAUGCAAAACAACAAGCUGCAAUUAACUUUGUAUUGGGAGUAACAGACAAUGCAUGCAGUGUGCCACCUUUGUUGAUUUAUGGACCUUUUGGAACAGGGAAAACUCGAACCCUUGCAAAGAUAGCCCAGGCACUUGUGAAGCAACCACAGAACAAAGUCUUGAUUUGUACGCAUACAAACAGUUCUGCAGAUCUUUAUGUGAAAAAUCAUUUCCAUGAACAUGUAACAGCUGGUCAUCCUGAAGCCAAACCUCUGAGAAUAAAGGCAAAGGAAAGGAAUCCACUGGAAUCCACUGAUCACACUACUCUACAGUAUUGCCAUGUAUCCAUUGAUGGCAAUCAAUUUGAGUUUCCUGAUAAAUUUGUUCUAGAUUCCACAAGAAUCAUAAUAACAACAACUGCAAUGGCUCGUUACUUUCAUGACAUGAAGCUCCCUGAGAACUACUUCAGCCACAUUCUGAUCGAUGAAGCUUCUCAGAUGUUGGAGUGCGAAGCUCUUAUGGCACUAGGCUUGGCUGGUAAAAAGACACGUGUCGUUUUAGCAGGAGAUCACAUGCAGAUGGGACCCAAGCUAUUCUCUGUGAGGCAAGACAAAUGUUCAGAGUGUACGCUGCUAAAUCGGCUUUUCUACUACUACCAAGCUGAGAACAGCAGUGCUGCCAAACAAAGCCGAAUCAUUUUCAAUGAAAACUACCGUUCCACAAAUGACAUCGUGGAUUUCGUGUCCACACAUUUUUAUGUGGGAAAGACAGAUGUGAUCAAGGCUACAGGAAAUGUGCCUCCUCAUCCAUGCCAACAUGCCUUGCAGUUCCAUCAUGUAAGAGGAGAAUGCCGUUUGGACCCAACAAGCAUGUCCUGGUUCAAUCCAGAACAAAUUCAGAGUGUUGUUGACAUUGUGCAAGGAAUUAUGAGGGACUGGCCAAAAGAGUGGCACGAUGAAGAUCCAGCAUCAAUCUGUGUCCUUUCACAAGGCACACAGGUUCGUGAAAUAAGAAAAAGAUUGGCUCAGCUUGGACUGAGGCGUAUUACUGUGGAGAAUGCAGAAAAUGUGCAAGGAAAACAAUUCCGAGUCAUUCUGAUUUCCACUGUGCACACUAUGGACAGCCUAUUUGUGACUAAACAGAACUGUCUUGAGUUUUUCAAUGACAUGCGUGUGCUGAACACUGUUAUGACGAGAGCCCAAUCCCAAAUAUUUGUGGUUGGAGAUGCAGCUGCACUUUCUAGUCCUCACUUUGGGAUGUGCUGGAGACUUUGGGGGUCUUACAUAGGGCAUUGCAUUAACAAAGGAAGUGCCCAUAACCUUACCCAGGAUUCUUUGAAACAAGAACUUCUUGAGAUAUCCGAGCUCUGCAGAAGUGAGAAUGAAGACAGCAGUGAUAGUGAAUCAACCACAUCUGAGAUACCAGACAUAGAUGACCCAAUACUUAAAGAGCUUCUUGAUGAGAGUAAAGACAUAAACAUUGAAUUGACAGAGGAAGGCUUGUUUCCUGUUUUUCAAAAUGAGCAUCUUGACAGAAAUGUGGUCCACCAUGUUGAAGAAGUAGAUGCAGAGCAACUACAGAGUAACGCCACUAUCCACAAAUGCUGUGAGCUGGUCAUGGAGAGUUUUGACCGAGGUUAUGCUGUACCACUUGAUGAGCCCACCCUAUGUAUCAAUAUCAAGGGUAGAAAGAAUUUGGGACAGUCAUUCCCUGGAGACAAGGUAACAGUGGAGAUCCUGAGUGAGCAAUCAAAUCAAACAAAGGGAAAAGUAAUCAAGAGCCUUGGUUGUGCAGAUACCCUCAAAGAAUUUGUUUGCACUCUUGAAAGGCAUGAUAGUCAGGUUAUGACACCAAUUAACAGAUGUGUCUCCAAAAUUUAUACACCAUUUUGCAAGCACAAACCAAACCACAUUGCAGUACGAAAUCCUGUGGACCACACGAAUGAGAAAUUCAUCAAAAUAACUGAGGCAGCCCAUAGAAAUUAUCUCUUUGUUGUCAGAGUCCUUAAGUGGAGAAAGUAUUGCUGGUAUCCCUUGGGAAUUGUUGUGGGAGUGUUUCCAAAAAUAGCAACAUUAGAGGAUGGAUUGAAGGUACUUGACAUAGAGUUUCAGUUGAAUAGAACACUUCCUUCAAUUGUGCAAAGAGAGAUGCAACAUUUUCAAGGUCUUCAAAUAUCUGAAGAUGGAAGAAAAGAUUUCCGAGACCUCCCAACAUUCACCAUUGAUCCUGCUAAUUCACAGGACCUUGAUGAUGCUAUUAGUGUAAGGGAUUUAGGUGAGUGCUAUGAAAUAGGUGUCCACAUUUCUGAUGUUGCAAGCUUUGUGGCUAAAGACAGUGAACUGGACAAAUAUGCGAGACAGCGAGGUACUGCAUUCUAUACACCAGAGAAGGAGCCAACAUAUAUGUUCCCUGAAGAACUGAGUACCAAUUUCUUCAGUCUGAUCCCUAAUCAUGAUAGACGAGCCAUCUCCUUGAUGGUCGAAAUUGAUAAAAGGACAGACUUCAUAAAGAAGAGAUCAUUUUGCAAGUCUGUCAUUUGCUCCAAAAGGAAGUUUUCCUAUAACGAAGCUGAAGACAUAAUUGAAAAGCCAGUCAAUGUUACAAAUUUUGACCUCCUUGAAGUCUGCCUCGUGGUAGCAUGUCACUUUGCCGAGGUUCACAGGAAAUGCAGGAAACAAGAAGACUGGUGCUACAAACCUCCAGAUGAGGAUGUGACCCUCGGAAGAAGACGAUCUCACCAAAUGGUGGAAGAGCUGAUGAUCAUGUUUAACUAUGCAGUUGCUGAACACCUUCUGUCUGAUGAAGAAACAAGGAGCCUAACUCCACUCAGAUGCCAGGACAGGCCAAAAAGUGAACAGAUGAAUGUCCUUUUUGACAGAAAUGCCUCUUUGAUUCCUCUUUCUAUUCACCUCUCAUGUCAAGCUGAUGCAAGUAAAGCUGAUUCUCACAAACUGCGGAGACAAAGUAUGAGUAACCUUUUAAUCGACAUGCGAAACCCAGAAAGUGCUGAAACCUUCCCCAUAUUAAUAUCACUUUUGAAAAGUCUUAAGAAAGCUGCUCAGGCCAAAGACACAUACAGAAUAAUUGACUUUAUUACAACUGAUGACAUUCACCCACAGCUUCUUCCUUUGGCUAUUGCAUUUAGGAGACUCUUUCACAAAGCAUAUUUUUUGCGCUCAAACUCGACCCACGGCGCAAGAAUUGGGCACUACAAUUUACAUCUUGACAGUUAUACAUGGGCCUCAUCUCCAAUUCGCCGGUAUAUAGAUGUCAUUGUGCAGCGUCUUCUUCAUUCUGUGAUUGACAAGACAGAACCGCAUUACACAUCCCGUGACAUUAACUUGUCUUGUUUGGAAUUUGCCAGGAAGAAUCACCAUCAGUCUGCAUAUGAGAGGAAAGCAAAUGCCCUUCAUUUUGCAUCAAAACUGUCAACCCAGAGUGAAAGGAAGGUGGCAUACAUUGUGGAACUCAAUCCAUCAGGGACAAACUUCAGAAUAUCCUUCCCACUUAACAGAGCCUCUAUACCAGAAAAUUUAGGCAUUUAUUACAGGGAACUUCAGUUGGCAGAUCAACCAGAGUUUGAUGAAACAAACAACAGCAUGAUCUUGACAUGGGUCCGAAGGAUAUAUUCAUUCUCCAAUCCUGACAUUCACACUGAAAUUAAACAACAAAAUCCAAACUCAGUCACAGCCUAUGUCCCUACAAAGACCUGGAAAUGCCUAAUAGAUACUCUCAGAGAGGAAAAAUGGGAAUUAAUGUAUCCCAUGAUUGAGGAGCUUGACAUUAGCUCAAGAACCCACACAGGACACUUCCAGGAAAGACUGUACCAAGCCAAAGAUUCAGGAACAGAUCAAUCUAAGCAUUAUGCUGAACUGUCCCUGAGAUUAAAGCAAGGUGAAGCAGUCGAGGUGCAGCUAGGUACAGCCACAGAUCGAGGAUUAAUGGCACCAGCGGUUCAGCUGUUUAUUGUUCAUCCAAAAUUUGAGAUUUGUUUGGAGCAUGUUAAAGAUCCAAUCAAGUGUUUUUCAAAAUACGCACUCAACUCAUCAAGGACUUCAUACAGCACAUACAUGCAUUAUCAGGCAAUAUGGAAACCUAUGUGUGAAAUGGAGUCAGUGUCCAGUGCAGUGGCUGAAAAUGAGAGCAUUGUUUUGGAAGAUGCACCUCUGAAAUGGGACGCAUCUCAGCAAGAGAAACUUAGUGGGUAUUUUCUACUCCCUCUCGACAAAAAAGGCCAGUGGUCCAUUGAAUGUGACCUCAGGAACUGUUUCCUCUGCAUUCGAACAAAGAUUCCCCAGAAGGAGUCCUGUCCAUUUCUUGUCAACUCUCAGGGCACAGAUCUCAUGGAUAUCCCCAUUAUCAUUUGGGUGGCCCAUGGUGUAAUUACAGAAGUUGAAGAAAAGAAAACAAAAGUAACAACGAAUUUGCAAAUUGACUUUCGAAUUAACCAAAAGCCAAUGACAAAUAUUCCAGAGGGCAUCUUCUACGAGAGCACACGAUUUACAGUGGAGCUAAUUCCAAAACUUCUGCCAGAUGUGCGCAAAGAAAAUGCAAUUGACAGUCUAACUAAAGCUAACCAGCUAGUGAAAACCAUUGCCAUGGGCAAAGGAAUCAACUACGAAAGAGGCAAUACAACUUGGAAGCAGAUGCCAGCCAGAUUUGAGAUUAAAGAUCUCUCUUCUGGGUUUCCCCCUCUUAACAACAGUCAGUGUAAAGCUAUAAGAGAAGCACUGACCAAGCCAUUUACUCUUAUCCAAGGACCACCAGGGACUGGAAAAACAGUUGUUGGUGUCCAUAUUGUGAACUGGUUGCAUGAGACAAUUCAAAAACAUCCUUCCACUAAAAAGAGAGCCAUUCUAUACUGCGGACCAUCAAACAAGUCUGUUGAUGUGGUUGCAGGACAUCUCCUAAAACUUGAAAAACAACUCAGACCUCUCAGAGUCUACAGUGAUCAGAUGGAGAUGUUGGAAUAUCCUUAUCCAGGCUGCAAUCUGAAGCUCUCACGGCAUUCUAAAAGAGUGGAAAAGCCCAACACAGAGCUCAGCUCAAUUGCAUUACACCACCUGAUUCGAAAGGACGACAACCCAUUCUCUACACAAAUACUGGCUUUUGAUAUGAAAAUUCAAAGAGGAGAUCAACUCACUUAUGAAGAAAUAAAUUGCUACAAAGAAUCCCUCAAAAAUGCUCGAAAACAUGAAUUAUUGGAGCAUGAUGUCAUCUUGUGCACUUGUACGGCAGCCUCCCACCCUGCCUUGGCUGAAGCCCUUGACUUAAAACAGAUCAUCAUUGAUGAGUGUGCCAUGGCAACAGAACCUGAAGCCUUCAUUCCCCUAGUAGCUCAUAAACCUGAACAGAUCAUUCUUCUGGGCGAUCACAUGCAGCUACAGCCCAUAGUUCACUGUGAUGUGGUGAAGAGAUUGGGCAUGAGUACAUCUCUGUUUGAACGUUACAUGGACAAAGCGCUGAUGCUUGACACUCAGUACAGAAUGCAAGAAGGCAUUUGUGCAUUUCCAUCUCAGGAGUUCUAUGAAGGAAUGUUAAAGACUGCAGUGCCACACAAACCAAGUCUUUUCCACACAGAAUCAAGGCAUACGCCCAUAAUCUUUGGGCAUGUUGAAGGGAAGGAGAAAAGUCUGCUGGUCUCGACUGAACGAGGAAAUGAAAAUUCAAAGGCGAAUGAUGAAGAAGCAGAAGAAGUGGUGCGGAUCGCCAAGCUUUUGACCCGUGCUGGGAUACAAGCAAAAGACAUUGCCAUUCUGACACCAUAUAAUGCUCAAGUGGCAAAUAUUAGUGAGUCCCUGUCCAAUAAGGGCAUGUGUGGCAUCACAGUCAACACCAUCAUGAAAAGUCAAGGAAGUGAAUGGAAAUACGUAAUCUUGUCAACUGUGCGCUCUUGCCCCAAAUCCGAAAUAGAGACGCGACCAACCAAAUCCUGGACAAUAAAUCGACUUGGAUUCAUCAUGGACCGGAAUCAAGUCAACGUGGGCAUCACCAGGGCACAAGAAGGACUGUGCAUCAUUGGUAAUGAGAACUUGCUGCGAUGCAGUGUUUUGUGGAGAAAUCUUCUGAAUCAUUAUCAGGAGAAAAGAUGUGUGGUGAAUCCGGCCAGCAACAUACAGGUCCAAAAACCUCCCGCUGACAGGAGUCAGACAACUAAGAAAACCGCUAGAAAAUGAUGUUUUGUUCCUUCUGCAAUGUGUUUCUUUCAAUGUCAAAUGUUCUCUAAUUUACUUUACAUGUACUCAUUUAUGCUCAUUUAUUAAAUGUUAUUACUUUUGAUCAUUUUUCAACAAAAUGGAGAAAUAAUAGGUCAGUCGAGGAAACUUUGCAUGAGUCAGAUCAGUAAAUGAAGCAUAUGUAUGUAGGUUAAUAACAAAAUAACCAUAUUUGCAUGGCACUUUAAUACAUUUUAUUAUACAUUUUUAUUUUUAGUAAAUUUUAUAUUAUAUUAUAUUGAGAAAAUGAAGGAACUACAGUACUGUAAAACCCUUAAAAAUCAAAAGGUGUUUUUAUUUAUCUAUCUGAUUUCAGAAUGAAUGCACGGUUUAAGUGGUUAAGUUUGCAUUACUAACUUAAUGAUAAUAAAGCAAGU
Molecule: messenger RNA, 8870 nt
Organism: Xyrauchen texanus (razorback sucker)
Lineage: Eukaryota; Metazoa; Chordata; Actinopteri; Cypriniformes; Catostomidae
Gene: helz2a
Product: helicase with zinc finger 2a
Molecular function (GO): RNA nuclease activity; RNA binding; metal ion binding
Source: RefSeq, a predicted model, not a curated record